This is a messenger RNA of Mucor velutinosus, 1539 nucleotides long. RefSeq lists its product as uncharacterized. The transcript has 4 exons. Lineage: Eukaryota; Fungi; Mucoromycota; Mucoromycetes; Mucorales; Mucoraceae. The coding region runs from base 1 to 1539 and encodes 512 amino acids. The record is from RefSeq and is a predicted model, not a curated record.
AUGUCAUUGCCUGAAUACUCGCCCACUGCUCAAGAGAUCACUAGCUCAUUAAAAGAGCUCUUCCGCAAUGUCAACAAAUUGGUUGACGACUUCGUGAACAGCGAUGACAACAGCCGCAGGCUUUCAGAAGACAAGGCUCGCCGAUUCGUCUGUGGCAACUUGUUCAUUGACAGGCUGGACGAAUUCCAUGGCAAGAUAGAGAUGUUGAAAGGCUCUCCAGCCACUGAAUGGUCGGGGUUUAUGGCAGAGAUGGCUGCCAAAAACAAGCUUAGGCCUAAGGAGAAGAAAUUGUCCUUUGGCGAGCUGUCCGCACUGACUUCAGCCGAGUACCGCGUGCUUGGAGAGAAUGAAAGAAGGCGGUUGGAGUCAGUUGCCGCCGCCACAAACAAUGCUGAAAUUCCUUCUUUACUUGCUAGAAGCGAGCAAUUUGAAGAUGAUAUGAAGAAAAUGAACAACAAUCUGAAGUAUUUGAAGACCAACUACAACACCCAUGCUUUUUUGAUAACGUACACUGAUACUUUGCAUGAGGAAUUGUAUCCUUCAGGCUUGUAUAGUAAUUCAGUUAAAUACUCUUCUAUGACAGCGAAAUGCGUCAAUACUGUCAAUGCUAAACUUUCAACAUUUUUAAUCGUAAGCUGUUUGAGAAGAAUGGUGUUGGGCAACUCUGUAGUGCGUUCUAUUGAAGCACAAAGGAUUGCCCCCGCUCCUCAUAGACAGACAAGAAAACGCAAGCAAUUGCAUUAUCCUGUCUUGCCUGCAGCUAUCAAUUUGCCGGCUUUUGGUGACCAGGAUGACAGUUAUGCUGAGGCCGAUGAGGCUGAGGUGACUCCUCUUGUUGAAUCUGAUGUGGAUGUUGAUGCUGUCAAUGUCGCUUUUGUUGACGUUGUUGGUAAUGACAUUGGUACUGAUACUGACACGAGCGAUGAGAACGAGGAUGAUCAAAAUGCUGAGGCUGAUUCCGAAGGCGUUUUCAGCAGUUAUGAUGAAAGUGACAAUGGAGACGACAAUGAUCGUAGUUAUUGUAGUGGUGACAAUGAUGAAGAUGAAGAGGACAUCAACAGCGCCUCCAGAGUGCCAGAUUACGCUCCCAACUCUAAGCAAUUGCCGGUCCCAGCAAAGCUACGCGGCCCAUCUGCUCACUCUGCUGCUAUCAUCUCCCAUGCCGCUGUUAUCACCUCUCCUGCCAUUGAUCAUGAGCCAGUAAGAAAGCGAACCAAGACGGAUAUGAAGAAAAGUUUGCAGAUUGCAGUCUCUGCAGCCUUCAAUGAAGUUAGCAGAAGACAAUACAAAUGUGUUCCUUGGCUGUCUUUGUUCAAUGACGCGAAGACGCGUAGUUUGGGCGUGAAGAUGGUUGGAUGGCCCACUGGUAUUGUUCGUGACGGGAAGACGUCCUUCGAUGUCUAUGACGGCGAUAAUUCAAUGGAUACACUGCUUCAGGGCUUUGAGGACAAAACCAUCUACUUUGAAAUGCUGAGAGCUGAUGAUGAUGACAGUGAUGAAGAUAAGGGCAACGAUAAAGGGGAUGAAGAUGAUAACUGA